Molecule: messenger RNA, 5577 nt
Organism: Hippopotamus amphibius kiboko
Lineage: Eukaryota; Metazoa; Chordata; Mammalia; Artiodactyla; Hippopotamidae
Product: zinc finger and BTB domain-containing protein 44-like
Exons: 1
Coding region: 348-1709 (453 amino acids)
Biological process (GO): regulation of transcription by RNA polymerase II; positive regulation of gene expression
Molecular function (GO): protein binding; DNA-binding transcription factor activity, RNA polymerase II-specific; RNA polymerase II cis-regulatory region sequence-specific DNA binding
Source: RefSeq, a predicted model, not a curated record
GGCUUCCGGAGCACUCCCCUCCCGCCGCCUCGCCCUCUCCCAUCUCGCAGGCACGUCGCUGCUCGGGGCCGCCACGUCCCUGCCGCAGGCUGUCCACGGGCCUAGGCUCGGCGGCCCCAGAUAGGGUCCCCUCCGCCUCCCGGGGGAAGAGAGAGGCAGCGGGCCGCGCGCUCCGCCCCCUCCCCCCGGGCCGCCGCUGCCGCCGCCGCCGCCGCCACCUCGCCGCCUCGGCCGGGCGGGAGGAGCAGGAGGAGCAGCAGGCCUCCGGGCCCGGGCACCGCCGCCCGCAGGACGUUUCUGAUUUCAUUUGCAUCCUUGAAGAGCAUCUGUAGAAGAGGAAGGAAAAGAUGGGUGUGAAAACAUUUACUCAUAGCUCCUCUUCCCACAGCCAGGAAAUGCUUGGAAAGUUAAAUAUGCUUCGAAAUGGUGGACAUUUGUGUGAUAUCACUAUUCGUGUCCAGGACAGAAUCUUCCGGGCCCACAAGGUGGUACUAGCAGCUUGCAGUGAUUUCUUUCGCACCAAACUUGUAGGCCAAGCAGAGGGUGAGAACAAGACUGUGUUGGAUUUGCAUUAUGUUACAGUGACUGGCUUUAUACCCCUUUUAGAAUAUGCCUACACAGCCACUCUGUCAAUUAACACAGAAAACGUCAUUGAUGUUCUAGCUGCAGCCAGCUAUAUGCAAAUGUUCAGUGUUGCUAGCGCCUGCUCAGAGUUCAUGAAGUCAAGCGUUUUAUGGAAUACACCCAACAGCCAACCAGAAAAGGGUCUAGAUGCUGGACAAGAAAAUAACUCUAAUUGCAAUUUUAUGUCUCAAGGUGGAAGCAUUUCUCAGGUAUCUUCAGCGUGCAGUGUGGUAGAAAGAACCUUUCCUGUCUGCCGAGAAUCACGGAGAAAGCGCAAAAGCUACGUUGUUACGGCUCCUGAAAGUCCUGUAAAGCGUAGUACACAAACAAGUUCUCCACAGGUACUGAAUUCUUCAGCUUCCUACUCAGAAAAUAGAAAUCAACCGGUUGACUCUUCUCUAGGUUUUUCCUGGACUUUUCCUUUUGGAAUUCAUCGAAGGAUUCAGCCUGAUAAGGUUAAGCAAGCAGAAAAUACCCGGACUUUAGAAUCACCUGGCCCAUCUGAGACAGGUAGAAGAAUGGCUGAUUAUGUGACUUGUGAGAGCACAAAAACUACCUUGCCUCUGGGUACCAAGGAAGAUGUCCGGGUCAAAGUAGAAAGAUUAAGUGAUGAGGAGGUCCAUGAGGAAGUAUCCCAGCCUGUCAGUGCAUCUCAGAGUGCAAUGAGUGAUCAGCAGACAGUGCCAGGAAGUGAACAAGUCCAAGAGGACCUUCUGAUGAGUCUACAGUCUUCCACUAUAGGCGCAGUAGAUGAAGGCGUCACUGAAGGGUUACCUACGCUUCAAAGCACUUCCAGCGCCAGUGCUCACGCAGAUGAUGACGAUCGAUUGGAAAAUGUUCAGUAUCCCUGCCAGCUCUACAUUGCUCCUUCCACCAGCAGCACAGAACGGCCAAGUCCAGAUGGUGCAGAUAGACCGUUUCAGUGUCCAACAUGUGGGGUGCGAUUCACCCGUAUUCAGAACCUGAAACAGCACAUGCUCAUCCACUCAGGAAUUAAACCGUUUCAGUGUGACUGCUGUGGGAAAAAGUUCACCAGGGCUUACUCGCUAAAGAUGCAUCGCCUAAAGCAUGAAGUGAUUUCCUAGUACCGGACUACUUAAACCAGGAGCAAGAAGAGACCCUUGCUCAAUAUGAUCCUGGAGAACACAGUUUUGAAAACAGCUCCUCUGUUCAAAUGCCUGUAAUUUCACAGGUCUCCUCGAUCCAGAAUGGUGAAAGCACUUUUCCCUUGGGGUUUCUUGGUGGGCUGACAGAAAAAGAAGAAAUGCCAGAGCAGCCAAAGACCAGUGCUUGUGCCUAGGCAACCAGAGAUGACCCCCCAAAAUCAGAGCUGUCUUCUAUAACUAUUGAGUAAUUUCACGGUUUGGCUUCAUUUUUGGUUUUUGGAAAGUGCCUGUGCUUGGUCUUGUACAUUUGAAUUUAAUUUAAUUUUUUACGCAAAAAAGCGUUUGGGAAAGAAUUUCCCUUUUUACUUUAUAAGUCCUGCAACUGAUGUUUAUUUUUCAUGACUGAGAGAUUGCUUCUGUAAGUGCACAGCCACAUUGUGUUGAAAUAUAAUAGAAACCUUGAGACUUAAGGAGAACCAGUUGACUUAAAAUUUAUAUCUGCUUUCUUUUCUGUCAUUAAGAGUAGGCUAACAACAGAUUAGGUCAAGAAGAAAUCAGAAUGAUUGUUGACCUUCCUGAAAUAAAAGGGUACACCAGAAACAUAUUAUUAAACAAAUUUGGCAAAUGGCCCAAAUAGAUGUUUAUCCUAUACACAGGACAUUGUACAAUUUUUUGUAAAGCCUGUUAUUUUUGGAAGUAUUUAUGGUGAGCUUUCUUUAAAAUUAUUAGGGUAUGUACUUCUGAAAUCUGACAUGUUCUUUUUUUUUUUAAAGCUAGGUCAUUAUUUUUCAUGGUGAAAAUUUGGUAUUGGGAUAGGUAUUCCCUGUACCUUUAUAGUACCACUCCUCCAAAUAAUCUUUCUUCUAUGAAAGAAGGCGAAGAACCACGGUUGAGAACAGUCAGCCUGUGCAUGAAAUGACCAGGUAUGGAGAAUAUAGUAAGUGAAUCUCAGCUUUAUAGGAACUCUUUCACACUGCUUUUCUGGCUAAAAUUAUUGGUUACCUGGUCUUUGAAUGUUAAUGCCUGGUUAAUUGGGUCAUUGCCUAAAUUAAUUUCUGUCUUACCCCGUCAACAAUACUUUUGCCUAUACUUGGCGUGAUCUGAUGAAAAGGAGAUAUACUGGAGAUGUUCUAUAUUUUAUAUAUAGGUUUGUGUAUUGUGGAGGAUGUUUUUUAUUCUGCUGUUUUGGACAAAAUAAAGAAUUCUCUGUUAAGACUAAAAAAAAAAAAAGAAAAAGUCUAGGAAUUUCCUACUGUGUAUGUGGUAUAGCAACCUGAGUGACAAUGUACCGUUAUAUGUAGGCCACAGAUUAAGGGCUAUGCAUUAGCAGAAAAUAUGUGGGUCAGUCAAAAAUUAUCCGCACUCUGGCUGUAGACUUUAUAGAAGCUUUUUUUUUUAAUGUGCCUUUCUAAGAUCAUUUUUAAAAAUUAUUAUUUUAAGCUCUUUAUUGGAAUAUAAUUACUUUACACUGUUGUGCCAGUUUUUGAGGGACAGCAAAGUGAAUCAGCUGUAUUUAUACAUAUAUCCCCAUAUCCCCUCCCUCCCGCGACUCUCUCGCACGCAGAAGUUUUACUGUAACCGGAGUGCAGAUCAUUUUUGACUCAGCCUCGUAUUUUCCAUGAAUCUGUCUAUUCAUUUUAAUGGCUUCCUCUCAACCUGGAAGCCCCGGGUUGACUUAUCUAUCCCAGUUGUUUUCAAGGUCUGGAGUUAGUGUGGACGCCCAUUCCCCUAAAGACCUUGAGAGGGAUUAAAGUUGAAAAUUUGUCUGAAGUCGCUCAGUUGCCUGUAGAGUAAGUAUGGUUUUGAUUAGCACUUAGUUUCUACUAUUUUCCUGCAGAAUUUUCUUGACGUGUAUGAGACCAGUUGGGUUCUCCAUGUUAGUACCGUGACCCCUCAGUGACCACCUGUGUGGAUUAGCUGGUGCGUCUAACACACGUGCGAAGUCAUCAUGCCACAUUCUCUCUCACUCAUCCUCUCACAGCCAUGCCUGGAGACCUGGGGGAUUUUUCUGUCCCAAAAAGUACUGUUAAGAUUUCUCAGGUUCCCUUUUCCCCUUGAGAGACAUGCCCUACAGUUCCUAAUAGUUCAGCCAGAGACACAUUUGUCAAAAGAGUCACUCAGAUUUCAUCACUGCUGUUCCUCAGAAGCAGAGAGUGGAUAAGCCCUUCUGAAUAAUGAUAUGCCCUUCUCCCUGGAGUCAUUAGCAGGGUGUACACUGUUCUUUUUCUCCAGCUUCAUCGGUUCUACAGAACAGAACACUUGACGCAAAGUUUCUUCAGCUGUGCACUCUCGUAUUCAAGCCUGAGGCUGUAGCAUUUUUGACUGCUACAAUCCAGCUGGUUUUCAGUCUGCUCUCGCUAAUAACUCUAUUAUAAUAUUUAUAAUACUGUCUAUUAAACUGAGAGUUUCUUUUCCCCACAGACUCUAUCAAAUUAUCCUCCAUCUUUAGUUCACGCCCGUGCCUUAGUUCUUUGCUGAGAGAGGGCAGACCUGUUGACAGGCAGGAUUGCUACUGAAGUUCUUUGCCAACAUAACACCCACUGUAGCUAAAAAAAGAGUGCCCCACCUGCCCUGGCUUGGCUUAAAGCCACCAAAGCUAUCCAUUCCAAGGGCUGUUAAAUACACAGCUGGAGUCUUACUCUAAACACCAGCCAGGGUGGGUCUUGGGGAUGGUCAGAGACUAGAGCACUUGCAUUUGUGUUUUGGUUUUUCUGGUUGCUGAGUUUAUUCUUGUUAAUGAGGCAGGUGAAUUUCCGAACGCAAUGUUUGAAAGGCACCAUGUUCUGAGGUUAAUUGAACCUCUUUCACGUAAUGAAAAUAUCAGAGAUAAAAUUGUGUUUUAGAACACAGUAGGUGACAUUAACAAAAUGAUGACAGGAAUGAAAUGUGUUCAAGAUGGGUCAGCAUGAGAGAUGGGUCCUUGAGACUCUUUCAAGGUAAUUGCUCUAAGCAUUUUUAUGAUUGAAACAGAUGGGUGCUAUGCUGAACAUGACAGUGGCUAUUGUAGAUGCCACGUAAGGUCAGCUGGCAGAGGUUUUUGAGAAUCCAGAGGGCUGAUGUCCUGUCCACCACCUUGAUAUAAAUAGAGUUUUCCAGGAAGCGUAGUAAGCGGAUAUUCUUUUGUACUAGAAGGAAGUAUUUGUGUUCCUGGAAGCAAAUGGCAAACCUAGUAAAUCUACUGGGGCAAAUGGCUCUGGCAGAUCACAGAGGCUCAGACAUAUGGUCCCGCACUCAACAGCAUUAAUAAUACAAUUUAAAAAAGCCCUUCUACUUUGAGUUUUGAACUACAUUGACUUAUUGCAACAUUUAACUCCAGGGAAAAAGCUUCUGUUUAGAAUGUGUGUGUGUGUGUGUUUGUGUUGUGUUUUAUGACACUAAAGGAAACAGGAAUUACAUAUCAGAGGAAAGUUUGUCAGUUUUUAGAGAGAAACCACAGUGAAAGCCUGGUCACACAGAGGUGUUAUUUUCUCCCAGUUAAGCUAGAAAAAUAAGCAUGGUACUACAUCUUUUCAGAUUUUAUAGCUGAGUUUCAGUUGGUUAAUGAGUAAAAACUGAUAAAGUGACUGAUGAAAAUUACUGGAGGGAAAGUGUUGCAACUACAUAAUAAGGUUGAAGAAAAUUGUAUCCCGUGGUGAAGGCCAAGAUGACAGGAAACAGAGUCGCACGGAAACGAAGUUGCUCAAGAAGUUUGAGGAGAAUCAUAAUCAACUUGUUCCAUUUAUAUUUUCUUCCUUUUUUUUUUACUGUGAAGAUAAAUAGACACGUGUAAAUAAGUCUUUAAGUGAUCAUCUAUUGCAUUUAUAAUGAAACAAUUUUAAGUGAUAAGAAAAGCUUAGAGGUAUUUUUC